AACUCUUCAGCCUAAUAUCUCGACGGCGCUCGCCUCCGUCUGUCGCAUUCCAAUUUCCCGCAGUAAAUCUACUGCCCGGUAUGUCUGGACUCGCCUCGGAUGAAGUCGCUGAGGACUACAAGAACUCCCUUGAAGACCUGACGACGAACGACAAAUUCCAGAUUAGCAAUUUAACUGUCAUUGCUAAGGAAAACACUGAACAUGCGAUGGCCAUAUCCAGGGUCCUGGAAAACCAUAUACGGACAACCCCCCCUUCGCAAAAGCUACCGGCUCUUUAUGUAGUUGACUCGGUCGUCAAGAACGUAGGGACUCCCUACACUUUAUUCUUAGGACGCAACCUCUACCAGACUUUCAUGAAUGCGUAUACCCUUGUCGAUUCCCAGACUCGGAAAAAACUAGACGAGAUGUUAAAGACGUGGAAGGAACCUGUUCCAGGGUCCUUGGACCCCAGGCCUGUGUUUCCUGUUGAAAUCACCCGCACUAUCGAGAACGCUCUGAUUAAAGCAAGGACAGCGGCCCUUCAGCAACAACAGGCAAGACAGCAGCAGGAGAUUCGCAGCCGUACCCGUGGGGUUGCUACUCCUCCUCCGGCAUGGAAGCAAGCUGCCACCCUACCCCAAACUGCAGCUCAAUAUACGUCGUCUUCCGGUCAGCCACAGCAUGCUAACGGUCAGAUUCAUUCGGAUCCAUACCAAGCGAGAUACGCACAAACUGCUCCCCCUCAGUAUCCUCCAGCUGCACAGCAACAAUACCCGUACAGCCAGUCGUAUUCAGAGGGUGUUGAUCUGGCUUCUUUGCAUCGCGAUAUCGACAACUUGAUCUUGAGCGCACGGAGCGACUUUGCUAACAAGCCUCUUGAUACCGCUGUCCAACAGCGGCUUAAGGCGCUUUUAGAUCUACAAAGCAUUCUCCAGCAACAAAAGCUACCACAAGAGCAACUAAAACUUAUUCGCGAUCAGGUCUCCAAACUUUCAGCAUCGGCCCCAGUAGCACCCAUAGCCCCAGCUGCCUUACCCCUUCCGCCGAUUACUACAUCAGCUGUCCCAACACCGCCGCUCCUGGCGACUCAUACUCCUCAACCAAAUCUUCAGGCCCUAUUACACCCAAGUACUCUAGCAGAGCUUAUUAAAGCCACCGCAAAUCCCCAAAGUCGUACUCCUCCACCACCUCAGGCUCAAGUAUUUUCUCAACAAGCCCCUGUCAGUACAUCUAGUACACCCACAACCGCAACUCCGGCGCUCAGUGAAAACCCCUUAAUUGCCUCCCUUAGAGCACGCGGCCUUCUUCCACCGGCGCCCGGUGCUCCUGCAUCCCAGCCAGCCCCCAGUCUUCCAUUCAUUCUUCCUGGUCAAAACGGAUAUACCCCAAGCACAACUCCACAAUUACCGACUCCUACUCAAACAAAUAUCAAAAUUAAUGUGCAAAUGAGCUCGGCAUCUAUCAAAGUGCCCCGCCCAAAUCUUAUUUUCCGCCUCUAUGAAGAAAAAUCAAAUCGUUGCGGAACGUGUGGGCGUCGUUUUGCGGCUAAUGAUGAAGGGAAGGAGAAGAAAGCUCGGCAUUUGGACUGGCAUUUCAAAACCAAUCUACGCAUGAACGAAGCAUCCAAACGUGGCCAAAGUCGUAGUUGGUACGUGGAUGAGAGAGACUGGAUUAAAUCCCGCGACUAUGACGAUGAUGUCGAUUUAACCGAUGCCGCAUUUACUUCGGCCGGUAAAUCAACAGGCCAGGAUGGAGCAACGAAACAGGCCCCCCAGCAACGAUGGAUUCAUGCACCAAACGACGCAGCGCUGCGAAAUACCCCGUGUCCAAUUUGUCAGGAGCAUUUUGAGUCAACGUGGUCGGAAGAAGCGCAGGAUUGGAUAUGGAGGGAUGCGACUAAAGUGGGUAGUCGUGUAUAUCAUGCCAGUUGUUAUUCAGAGCUCACAAAGGAUGGAGCUGCUGCUCCUCCCGGCUCACUAACCCCAGUUGGGCGGACAUCCACUCCCGAUUCUGUUUUAGGGAAACGCAAGGCAGAGGACAUUGACUCUCCUGGAUCUAAUGUUAGAAUAAAAACGGAACCGGUUUCUUGA
Molecule: messenger RNA, 2069 nt
Organism: Coccidioides immitis RS
Lineage: Eukaryota; Fungi; Ascomycota; Eurotiomycetes; Onygenales; Onygenaceae
Product: mRNA cleavage factor complex component Pcf11
Exons: 6
Coding region: 81-2069 (662 amino acids)
Biological process (GO): termination of RNA polymerase II transcription
Cellular component (GO): mRNA cleavage factor complex; cytoplasm
Molecular function (GO): mRNA binding; ubiquitin binding; phosphatidylinositol binding
Source: RefSeq, a predicted model, not a curated record